Molecule: messenger RNA, 693 nt
Organism: Aspergillus fischeri NRRL 181
Lineage: Eukaryota; Fungi; Ascomycota; Eurotiomycetes; Eurotiales; Aspergillaceae
Product: ankyrin repeat domain-containing protein
Exons: 2
Coding region: 1-693 (230 amino acids)
Molecular function (GO): protein binding
Source: RefSeq, a predicted model, not a curated record
AUGUACGCCAAGCUCAAUACCCCGUAUGAGGACAUGAGUAUUGCGAUUGUCUGCAGUGCGAUUAAGCGCGGGGAUGCCACAGAGUUGGACAGUGUGCUGAAGCAAGGUCGCCUCCCAUUACAUAAAUGGUGUUACCGAUGGGGAGUGUUACCUCUACAAUUUGCUGCUCAGUACGGUAGGAAAGAGGUUAUAAAGGUCUUGAUUAAACAUGGAUAUCCGCGACAUUAUAACUUAGGGUACCACUAUCGGUAUGCGCUGGCUGUUGCCGCGCAGAAUAACAAUGAGGGGGGGUUAGAGGCUUGGUUAGAAUCCUCCUCCUCCUCUUCCUCUGGAUCGUCCGUAUCCGAACGUGGUUUGGAAACAUCAUUGGCGAUCCAGUAUGGUCUACCAGAUGUUGUUCGUCAUUUCCUGGACCUGGAAGGUAAUGACAUCCACAUGCAUACGGAGAGUUUCUUCAAGGGGUUGCUGAUGACAGCUAUCCUUGAGUGCAAUGCUGAAACCAGGCCGCAGGUUGUUCGCCUACUUCUGAAGUACGGAGUUGAUCCAAAUCACACAUUUACUGAAAGGAGACAAAGAGUGUCAGGGACACCACUGCAGAGGACUAUCCUCAAAGGGGAUGUUGAAACGAUGAGAUCUCUUGUGGAAUAUGGGGCUGAUGUCAAUGCCACUUCUGUGGGAAGACAUGGUCGUUGA